CGCCCCGGCCGUGCGUGCCCCCGGGGUCCCCCAUGCACCACCUCCUGGAGCCGUCCGCGGACAUGGCGACGGCGCUGCUGGCGGGCGAGAAGCUGCGCGAACUCAUCCUGCCCGGCGCGCAGGACGACAAGGCGGGCGCGCUGGCCGCGCUGCUGCUGCAGCUGAAGCUGGAGCUGCCCUUCGACCGCGUGGUCACCAUCGGCACCGUGCUGGUGCCCAUCCUGCUGGUCACCCUGGUCUUCACCAAGAACUUCGCAGAGGAGCCCAUCUACUGCUACACCCCGCACAACUUCACCCGUGACCAGGCGCUCUAUGCCCGCGGCUACUGCUGGACGGAGCUGCGAGACGCGCUGCCCGGCGUGGACGCCAGCCUGUGGCCAUCGCUGUUCGAGCACAAGCUACUGCCCUACUCGCUGCUGGCCUUCGCGGCCAUCAUGUAUGUGCCCGCGCUAGGCUGGGAGUUCCUGGCCUCCACGCGCCUCACGUCCGAGCUCAACUUCCUGCUGCAGGAGAUCGACAACUGCUACCACCGGGCGGCCGAGGGUCGGGCGCCCAAGAUCGAGAAGCAGAUCCAGUCCAAAGGGCCCGGCAUCACAGAGCGCGAGAAGCGUGAGAUCAUCGAGAACGCGGAGAAGGAGAAGAGCCCCGAGCAGAACCUGUUCGAGAAGUACCUGGAGCGGCGGGGCCGCAGCAACUUCCUGGCCAAGCUGUAUCUGGCGCGGCACCUGCUCAUCCUUCUGCUCAGCGUGGCGCCCAUCUCCUAUCUGUGCACAUACUAUGCCACGCAGAAGCAGAAUGAGUUCACCUGUGCCCUGGGUGAGGCCCCCGAUGGGCCAGUGGGCGGCACGGCCGUGCGGGUCAGCUGCAAGCUGCCCUCAGUGCAGCUGCAGCGCAUCGUGGCGGGCGUGGACAUCGUCCUGCUCUGCUCCAUGAACCUCAUCAUCCUCGUCAACCUCAUCCACCUCUUCAUCUUCCGCAAGAGCAACUUCAUCUUUGACAAGCUGCACAAGGUGGGCAUCAAGACGCGCCGGCAGUGGCGCCGCUCGCAGUUCUGCGACAUCAACAUCCUCGCCAUGUUCUGCAACGAGAACCGUGACCACAUCAAGUCCCUCAACCGCCUGGAUUUCAUCACCAACGAGAGCGACCUCAUGUACGACAACGUGGUGCGCCAGCUGCUGGCCGCACUGGCCCAGUCCAACCACGACACCACGCCCACGGUGCGCGACGUGGGUGUGCAGACCGUCGACCCCAGUGCCAACCCCGCCGAACCUGACGGCUCCACCGAGCCUCCUGUGGUCAAGCGGCCGCGCAAGAAGAUGAAGUGGAUCCCCAGCAGCAACCCGCUGCCCCAGCCCUUCAAGGAGCCGCUGGCCAUCAUGCGGGUGGAGAACAGCAAGGCCGACAAGCCCAAGCCCGUGCGCCGCAAAACAGCCACCGACACGCUCAUCGCGCCUCUGCUGGAUGCUGGUGCCCGGGCCGCGCAUCACUACAAGGGCGGUGGCGGUGGCGGCGGCGGCGGCGACACCACGGCCCCGGCCGGUGACAAGAAGCACGCACGCCACUUCUCCCUGGACGUGCACCCCUACAUCCUGGGCACCAAGAAGGCCAAACCCGAGGCCGUGCCUGCUGCCGCUCUGCCCACCUCCCGCAGCCAGGAGGGCAGCUUCCUGUCGCAAGCCGAGGAGUGCGCACUGGGCCUGUCGGCAGCAGCCACCAAAGACGCCCCUCUCCCAGAGAAGGAAGCCCUGUACACAGCAGAGUCGACCCCCUUCCACGUCUGCUCCCCCGCUGCCGUCCCCACCACCGUCCCGCCGUCCCCCAGCAGCCUGGGCGGGGCCGACCCCCUGACCAUCCUGAGCCGCAACGCCACCCACCCGCUGCUGCGCGUCAGCACCCUAUACGAGGCCCACGAGGAAGAGGAUGGGGCGGGGCGGACCACCCCCGAAGUGGCCAGCCUCAUUGCCAUCCCCCCCGCCCCAGCAGAUCCUCAUCGCCACCUUCGAUGAGCCCAGGACGGUCGUGAGCACUGUGGAGUUCUGAGGGCCUGCAUGACCACGUGCACCCCACCCCUCCCCGUGGACAGGCCUCCGCUUCUCCAGCCUCCCGUCCGCAUGCCACGGGGCCCAGCAUCCCUCCCACCCGGCCUUGGAGGGUCCCGUCGGGCACAAGGAGGGGUGGGGGUAGGCGCUGUGGUGGGAGGCCCCUCCCUGCCCUCCCUGUGCUUGGUGGCAGUGAAGAGUUUAUUUUUUUAGUCGAUUAGGUCUUGGGUCCAGGGUGGCAGCCUGGAAUGGACCGGGCUCCGGCAGAGCAGGAAGGAAUCUGGGUGCUGGCAGCUCCAAGGGCCAUGCUCAGGCACUGUCCCCUGCAGGGUGGCACGCCUCCUGCCCACGGCCCACAUGCACUUUCUCCCCUGCCCCGACAGACGCAUAUUUAUUUUACUACGACUACUGUAA
Molecule: messenger RNA, 2453 nt
Organism: Suncus etruscus (white-toothed pygmy shrew)
Lineage: Eukaryota; Metazoa; Chordata; Mammalia; Eulipotyphla; Soricidae
Gene: PANX2
Product: pannexin 2
Exons: 3
Coding region: 33-2006 (657 amino acids)
Biological process (GO): positive regulation of interleukin-1 production; monoatomic cation transport
Molecular function (GO): channel activity
Source: RefSeq, a predicted model, not a curated record